AUGUUCCCGCAUCCUUUCUUUGCAGUACUUGUGGCUCUGGCCUUGCUCCUUGUCUCAUCACAAGCAACACCGGCCACCACAGAUGGGGCAAAAGUGUACUUAUUCGAGCACAAUUUUGUAAGACGUGAGAAGGGUAUUUCUGAACAUCUGGAGUGGAGCGACAAAUUGGCCAAGGACGCGAGCUUGUAUGCCCGCUUCCGAAGGGAUAAGUACCUGUGUACGCCAGGAAUUUUUGACAAAAAGAGGUAUGGCGUCGGCUGUAACCAGUGGUUGGAAGAUUCCGUGAAGAUUAUGGACCCGCGCGAGGUAAUGAGGCAAUGGGUAAAGGACAGAUUUUACUACAACGAGGGGAAUAACUCGUGCGUGCCGGCGAAUUACCCGUGCGGGGAUUACACACAGAUAGUGUGGAGGAAGACAAAGUAUCUAGGGUGCGCGCAAGCCGAGUGUGGGCCGGAUUAUGGGGGUGUUAGGUUGAAUGUUUGUUUUUAUUAUCCACCGGGAAAUGUCCCCGGGGAGAGACCAUACUGA
Messenger RNA from Lotus japonicus, 528 nucleotides. RefSeq names its product STS14 protein-like. Bases 1 to 528 code for a protein of 175 amino acids. The record is from RefSeq and is a predicted model, not a curated record. Lineage: Eukaryota; Viridiplantae; Streptophyta; Magnoliopsida; Fabales; Fabaceae. The transcript has a single exon.